This is a messenger RNA of Gymnodraco acuticeps, 6872 nucleotides long. It is a transcript of the gene celf2, whose product is annotated as cugbp, Elav-like family member 2. Gene Ontology annotation, biological process: regulation of alternative mRNA splicing, via spliceosome; mRNA splice site recognition. Lineage: Eukaryota; Metazoa; Chordata; Actinopteri; Perciformes; Bathydraconidae. Gene Ontology annotation, cellular component: nucleus; ribonucleoprotein complex; cytoplasm. Gene Ontology annotation, molecular function: mRNA 3'-UTR binding. The transcript is spliced from 14 exons. The record is from RefSeq and is a predicted model, not a curated record. The coding region runs from base 267 to 1940 and encodes 557 amino acids.
GAAGAGAGGCAGGAGAAGCGAAUGGGAGCGAGGAGGUGGAGAAUGUGACAACUGCUGGAUGCGGACAGAGUGUAUACGGCUGGCUACACUGCCUUUAGGGAGGUCUCGGCUCUUGCACCUGUCCCUCUCCGUCUCCGCGGCCAGGCGCAGUUUGGGCGAGAGCGACGCUCCUUUUUAUUUAUCAGGCAGGGCGCACCACGGCGGAGGCGCACACACACAAGAUACUGUACGCACACACACGCACACACACAGGGCAGGCAGGCAACAUGACUUCAUCCUACAAUCUGGAUUUUCUGCCCGAUAUGAUGGUGGAGAGUCGCCUGCUUGUUCCCGGAGACAGAAUUAACGGCACGGCCGGUAAGAUGAACGGCGCGCUGGAGCACUCGGACCAGCCCGACCCGGACGCCAUCAAGAUGUUCGUGGGUCAGAUCCCGCGCUCCUGGUCGGAGAAGGAGCUGAAGGAGCUGUUCGAGCCGUACGGAGCCGUCUACCAGAUCAACAUCCUCCGAGACCGCAGCCAGAACCCUCCACAGAGCAAAGGCUGCUGUUUUGUCACGUUUUACACAAGGAAAGCUGCCCUUGAAGCCCAGAAUGCACUGCAUAACAUAAAGACCUUAACAGGGAUGCACCACCCUAUUCAGAUGAAACCUGCAGACAGUGAGAAAUCUAACGCUGUGGAAGACAGGAAGUUGUUCAUUGGCAUGGUGUCAAAGAAGUGCAACGAGAACGACAUCCGGGUCAUGUUCUCUGCAUUCGGACAGAUCGAGGAGUGCCGAAUCCUCAGAGGGCCGGACGGACUGAGCAGAGGUGUGUGUCACUCCGACUCACUUCCAUCCACACGAUGUGCGUUUGUCACGUUUUCCACCAGAGCUAUGGCACAGAAUGCAAUCAAAGCCAUGCACCAGUCUCAGACUAUGGAGGGCUGCUCGUCUCCCAUCGUGGUGAAGUUUGCUGACACGCAGAAGGACAAGGAGCAGCGGCGUCUGCAGCAGCAGCUGGCGCAGCAAAUGCAGCAGCUCAACAGUGCGACCACCUGGGGGAGCCUGACGGGCCUGGGGGGGCUCACCCCGCAGUACCUGGCUGUAAGGAGCGCCGCCUCCAUCACCUCCCCCCCCUCCUACACCCCUUACUGCAGCACCAUGGCCAACGUCGCUGCAUUGCUCCAGCAGGCAACCUCCUCCAGCAACCUCGGAGCCUUCAGCGGGAUCCAGCAGAUGGCCGGUAUGAGUGCUCUGCAGUUGCAGAACCUGGCCACUUUAGCAGCGGCAGCGGCGGUGGCCCAAAACUCAGCCAGUCCCUCCAACGCAAACCCCCUGUCAGCCAGCGCCGCCUCCCUGGGAGCGUUGGGCAGCCCAGCAACCUCCAACGCCAGCGCCAUGAACUCUCUGACCUCCCUGGGCACCCUGCAGGGCCUGGCAGGCGCGACCGUCGGCCUGAACAACAUUAAUGCACUAGCAGGUAGCGUCAAUAUUGCUCAAAUGCUCUCAGGUAUGGCGGCACUUAACGGAGGCCUGGGUGGCGCAGGGUUGACCAAUGGGACGGCGGGCACCAUGGACGCGCUGACGCAGGCUUACUCAGGGAUCCAGCAGUACGCUGCCGCCGCGCUGCCCACCCUCUACAGCCAGUCCCUGCUGCAGCAGCAAGGGGCCGCCGGCAGCCAGAAGGAAGGUCCCGAGGGUGCCAACCUGUUCAUCUACCACCUGCCCCAGGAGUUUGGAGACCAGGACAUACUGCAGAUGUUCAUGCCUUUUGGAAACGUGGUCUCUGCCAAAGUCUUCAUCGACAAACAGACGAACCUGAGCAAGUGCUUCGGCUUCGUCAGCUAUGACAAUCCUGUGUCGGCGCAAGCAGCGAUCCAGGCCAUGAACGGCUUCCAGAUCGGCAUGAAGCGGCUGAAGGUGCAGCUGAAGCGCUCCAAGAACGACAGCAAACCGUACUGAUCUUAGCACUAGGGUCUAUCUGCUCCCCAUGUUAGCACUGCUAGGGUAAGUCCCCCAAAGAAAGGUGAAAAUGACAAACAAAAAAAACAGCAAACCGAGCCACGACCCCCCCCCUUACAAAGAUUUAGAACAUGUAAAAAAGGAAAGAAAUUUGAAGUCUCCCUUCCCCCUCUCCCUGAAAAAAUAUGACUAUUUUCUCCCAAAUGACAAUAUCCAUCUGGGAUCUGAUGGAUAAAGCUUUGGGUGGUCUCUGUUGUGUGUGUGGUGUGUGUGUGUGUGUGUGUGUGUGUGUGUGUGUGUGUGUGUGUGUGUGUGUGUGUGUGUGUGUGUGUGUGUGUGUGUGUGUGUGUGUGGUGUGUGUGUGUGUGUGUGUGUGUGUGUGUGUGUGUGUGUGUGUGUGUGUGUGUGUGUGUGUGUGUGUGUGUGUGUGUGUGUGUGUGUUGUUAGCAUAGACCUAUAACAUUAAAUGAUAAAAAAAAUCAAAGCUAAAAAAUUGCCAGUGUGAGUUGUGUUGCUGUUCUGCUGGUUUGCAUUGUUGUUGUUUGUUGUUGUUGUUUCUCCUGAUUUUCACAAAAAGGCUGUAGUGUUGUGGUGCUCUGGCUCUCUGUGUGUAACUCUCUCCUCUCCCCUGUUUUUUCUUUCCCCCUUUUAGAACAACCCAUCUCCAUGCCUGUUAGCUCAUCGUUUGCCUAGCAUGUCUCCGUGGCGUCCAAACAAAAAAAACUUUAAACAAAAACAAAAAAAUCCCCUCCAAAAAAAAGUGUCAUCGUCCUCCUCCCCCGUCAUUGUUUUUUCUGAUGUCUUUUCCGAGCUCACCUGAUCAUAACCUGGUUCUCCUCCUCCUCCUCCGCUGCCUACUGACCUUUUGAACUUUUAGCUUUUUUGGAUUUGUAUGAUUUUUUUUCCCGUUCUUUUUUGUGUUUUUUUGCAUGUGACCUCAUUUGGAUCUGUUUUCUGGGGAGGGUUUCAGGGAGGCAACAAGGGAGGGGAGGGCAAGAAAAUGAAUCAAUGUGAAAAAGAUAUAAAGCUGCAUUCAUAUGAAAAACAAAAAAGACUGAGAUUUUUACGGAAAAACAAAUGUUCUUUUUGGAAGAAAAAAAAACCUGUGGCAAAGUGAUUUCCAUUCAGUAUGUUUUCCUGCAUUUUCUUUUGCCUCUUCUUCUUCUUUAUGUCAGUUUUUCCUUUCUUUUAUUCUUCAUUUAAAGUAAACUUGAAAGUUCACUACAGGAAUUGGCGCGUCAUCUUGCUUCUGGCGCCGAUGAAAAACAGUCCGCCAGAAGCAGUCCGCGCCAGUUUCUCUGAAAAAUAAGACUACUUCCAAACAGUUUUGAAUAAAAACUGUCUGAUCAAUAUUAGACUCUCUCAGAGCUCUCCAAUGGUUUUUACAUUUUUCAGGCAGUGUAAAGUUUUUUGAUAAGGCCAUUUUAAGUGGCUCUGUUUCUCAUUCAAAGUCUAUAUAUAGAACCACUUUUUUCUAGAGUAGUUUAAAGGUAAAAAUAAAAAAAGACAUUUGCCCUGUUUGGGUGGGAGAAAUGCUACCUACUUGUGUCACCUUUUGCUGAACUGACUCACAGAUAGACAAUCCGUGGUUUAAAUGCACAUGAUGAAAUGACCUAUAUUUUCUACUGUUUAAAUGUAUAGAGGAAAAAAAAAUACUAAGAUACUUGUAACCUGCGUUAACGUCGGUGCUUCUCGUGAGUUUAGUUGUGGUUUCAUCACAAGUCUAACGGUCUUAAAUGUCUCAUGUUUUUCAAGAGAAGACAAAAAAAUCAGUUUACUUGAACAAUAGACAAAGCCUUUCAUAUUACUAUAAUAGUUACUUUGUUGAUUUGUUUCUUUUUGUUACUUCUUUUUUGAAGGAGUCCCUAUUUGCUAAAUUUCUUGUUGGUUAAUUAGCUAUAUAAAAUUCCUAAAAAUAUAUAUAAAUAUAAAUAUAUCUAUAUAUAUAAUGUCAGCUUGUGAAGCAUCAAUGUCAUUAUUAUUUUAUUUCUCUCGUGGGAAACAAUAUUUAGAUGUGUUUUGUUGUUCAGCAAAAUGUCUUAUAAUGAAAAAAAGACAAGAUCAGUGGAGUUUAGUGCCAAAUUCUGAAGGUACUUCCUGCCUAGCGCGUCAGUGUAUUUCUUGUGAAAUUAUUUGAUAACAUGGGUAUUUUAUUAUAAGUGUUUUGUAUGGAUCCCUCAUAUUUAAAAAUAUAGAUUUAAAAAAGAGUUUGUUAACUUGCUAUUCUGUGGUCUUGUUGCCUGAAAAUGUCAUGUUUGCUUUUUUUCUUUGUAAAGAUGUAAAAAAAAGUGCCCAUGUGUCAUAUAUAUAUAUAUCUAUAUACACGCACACACGGACACACACAUUCUCGUGCAGACCUCACAGUUUACUUUCUUGUUGUGCAUGAGAGCCCCUGAGUGUGAACGCCUCGACAGCCACAGCUACCGCCCGCCAGCGUGCACAAACACACUUUAACACACACGCACUGAUAUUUUUAGCCAUUGUACAGCCGUUUUAUUCAUCAAAGCCUUAUCACAAAUUGUUGCACUCCUUUUCUCUCUCUAUUAGUAUCUCGCGCACACAGGCGUCACUUCGUAUUGUUUGGAUUGCUUUCUUUCGAUUGGUUUCUCGCACUGUCCCGCUCCUCAGCCGAAAAAAAUAAAAUGGAGGUGAGAGUCAUACGCCUUAUUCUAAAAUCCUCUUCAGUUGAGUUGAAAACAUUUCUGAGACGGCGAGGAUCAUUACUUUUGUGUAUCACCUCAUACGAGAACGCUAGCUUUCAUGAUGUAAGCACAGGGUAAGACUCGCUCGCACAAAAAACGAAACUCGAUCUCUUGAGGUAAGAAAAAAAAAGCACACGCCGUCGUCCGAAAAAAAAAAGAGGCGGGACGUUCCGGAGCAAGUUUGAUUUAUUAUCCUUUCACGUCUUUUAUAAGUGGUUGUGAGACUACUCCAUAUGUGUGGUGUAAUGGGCCAAAAUCAUGUUUAGAUGCCAAAGUGUGUUCUCGUAGUCGAGCCGUUUACAUGGCACAGUGUUGUCAGUCUAUUCAACUGCCCCCCAUCCCCCUCCCUGAAAGCCUAGUUUACGGUCUGCAAAAAAAAGAAAGAAAAGGCAGCAUUAUUUUCUACAGAAGCUCACCAGUCGCCUUAACCAGGGAGCGUCGUAUCAGUAUUACAAGAGUAGAAGAUGUUGUCAGUGAUGUGUGCCAAGUCUAUUCACUUGUGUGUGCAGUUAGCCUCCCACUCGUCAAAGUUUUUCUAUUUCCUCCGUGAAAUGACCUCGAGGAAGGAAGCCGCUCUUCGUCUGCUUGUUGUCUCCCAAGCUAACCGGAGUUAGAAGCGGCGUCGUAUUAUUAGACUAGCGACAGGGGAAAUAAAGCGCUUGUUGGUUGGAGAGGAAGGGUCACGUCCACGCUGGCUAAACAACAGCCUGAGAUGGAGGCUUUCAUAUCCUCUCAUACCCAAACUUUAGUGGAGGGAGGCGAGCAGACUUUUCUUUCUCCUAAAUGCAGUAGGCCUACACAUGAGCCACAAACAGCCAUAACUACCUGUAUGAAAGCUGGUUAAUCAGUGUUAAUGGACCACUUUUUUCUGACUCGCGCGUGUGCAGGGUUUCGCAUCGUUUUUCGCUGCAGCAUCUACGAUUCACAUCUCACUUUCGCACAAUUCACGUAACUUUAAUGGUGGAGGCUACACAAUCUGCGUUACUCUAUGGCUGUGUGUGCGGGUACAGGCGUUUUAGAUGUCCCCCCCAAAAAAAUGUUGCCAAAUCUCACAGAGUUGCACACAGCCUGACGUCAAGUGUGAAGCAUCUUGUCUUUGUUUAAAUGUCGAAGCACAAAAGGGUCGUAAAGCAGAGUUCCUGUGGAGCGGCUCACCUCAGGGGCUUUCAUCGCCGAUGCUCGUUGUAAUCUUUCUAUCUCGUCACUUCUCUGUUCUCCUUCUUUCUUAAUUAUCUUAAGUGCUAUUUAUCAAACAAUGAAAUUUGAAAGAAAAAAAAAAUUGAACUUGUCGUUUCUUUGCAUUAUGGCUUAUGUCGAGUUUUUUGAGGAAAAAUGUUUUGUGUCUUUCCGUGACGUAAAAAAAAGAGCUUGUUGUCUGUAGAGAUUAUCCAAUAUUUUUAUUUUGGUUUGUUUCUUUUAAUUCUCAAAAAGGUUUUCAGUAGUUUCAAAUUGUCUUGAGAGAAGCCAAAGUCAAUGCAUUUCAGUGGAUCCUGUAAGCGUGAUGUAUGUUUGUUUGACAACACUUGGAAAUCUGUCACUGGAUGGGAUUUAAAAAGUACAAAAAAUGCAGGCUUUCCUAUUUCUACAACUGAUUGUACUUAUGCAUUUUGUACCAGUGGAAUUUUUUAUACUGGAGAUUAAAGGAUACAACAAAAAAAUCUUAGAAAAAAGCUGUCUGGCCUGGUGGUGUGGCCUGACCCUGACUGGUCCCCGAGUUUGAUUUCUAGCUGGCAUCGAGAACGUUGGCUUUUGAUAUAAGAUUUUCUAGAAGAUCUUUGGCUUUAUUUCUUUCACUUCUUUUUCCUCACUUAAGUGUUGUUCUUUCUUUCUGCCUUCCUUUCAGUCUUUAUUUCUUUCUGAAAAACGGAGUGUAGGUGAGUGUCAGAUCUUUAAUUUAUGCUUUUUAAAUAGUUCUAGCAAGUUUGUCUAUACAACAGCGGUAAGUUUCAUUUGACUUCUGUAUUGUGCCGUCUACACGAUAAGACAAUUAUAGAAAAAGAAGGUAUAGAAAUAUUUAGUCACCUUCAGUGGAUUAAUGUAUUAGUUUAAUGAAGAGAUCAACUAAUUAGAAACGUUUUGCUUUUAGCUGUUUAGAUUUUUCCGGUUUCUCUGUCCUUCUCUGUGAACCAACUGUGUAGCUGAAGCAGUCAGAAUUAUUUUUGUAAACGUAUGUUCUUGUGUGAUGCAGUUUUUUGCUUCUGUCUCCUAUAUUAAACCAUUUUUCCUAAUA